Molecule: messenger RNA, 405 nt
Organism: Haemonchus placei
Lineage: Eukaryota; Metazoa; Nematoda; Chromadorea; Rhabditida; Trichostrongylidae
Source: the annotation of a GenBank genome assembly
AUGGGGGACAGAAACGGAAACCGUCUAGCUAAACUCCUGCCCGCGGCUCCUCUCUUCCAUCAAAAUUCUUUCUUACAGAAGAAGGAACAUCGCCGCUGGACAUGGGAGUCUCCACAUGGUACAACUCAUGCUGAACUGGACCACAUAUUAACAAACAGAAAGUGGUGCUUACUAGAUGUUGGUGUGACACCAUCCCUCUGCAGUGGUUCUGAUCAUCGACUCCUUCGCGCUAAGAUCAGAUCCAGUCACAAGCUGAGAAAGAUCUCUCAACAUCGCGCAAUGAGCUCGAAGCAUGUUAUAUACGACGGAGAUGUUCUGAAUGACGUCUUGUCCCGAUAUGACUGGCAGGUCCUGGAUGACUCGACCGAAGACUACGACGCGCUGGUCGGAGAUCUCUUGUGCUGA